This is a messenger RNA of Ixodes scapularis (black-legged tick), 2330 nucleotides long. RefSeq names its product dipeptidyl peptidase 1. The coding region runs from base 791 to 2191 and encodes 466 amino acids. Gene Ontology annotation, molecular function: cysteine-type endopeptidase activity. Gene Ontology annotation, cellular component: lysosome. Lineage: Eukaryota; Metazoa; Arthropoda; Arachnida; Ixodida; Ixodidae. The transcript is spliced from 8 exons. The record is from RefSeq and is a predicted model, not a curated record.
GUUUGCUUUUCGUUCCUUGUCUGGAAAUGACGCGAAAGGGGCUAGGUAUCGGUUUCUAUUCCACAGGCAAGCGGGCCCACGAACCGCUCGAGUUUCAAGAGCCCUCGUGAGAGAGAUAGCCCCAGCCCGUAUCGGGCCGAUAUGCGCGGUCCACGGCGGCGGUGUAGGGUGCGAGAUACACUCCGUUCCGCCUUACUAUACGAACCGCAGAGGAAGCUAUGAGCCCUCUACGCCAAUCCCCUAUCGUGCGAGAGUAUUACCUGAUCUAUGGGAGGACGCAGUGAUGCGCGGGGCCACAUGAUUGACGAGGCACACGAACCGAAUAUUUCAGCAUCAGCUAUAUGGGGAAAAUCGCGGGGCACGGAUUGGAGCCGAGUGCUUACGUCAGCAUUCAGCUGAAAGUCGUGUCCUCACUGAUUGGAGGCGAGCCUCAACCGAACGCUGAUGGAUAGCGUCGCGCUCGUCGCUAGACGCUGCGAGGAACGCUGGCGACGAUGCUGGCGCAAGCUGUGGUGGCGCUCCGCCGGUUCGCGAGUGAUGACGUGUGAGGGGGGUAAGGCGCGAGCCUUGUCGUCUAAGUGGUACAGCAUCACGGCCUUGUAGUAAUCUAGGGGAUGUCGGUGAAGCUCGUCGUCACGUGACGCUCACGCGUCAGGGGAUUGGCUUGGAAGGGGCGUACAGUGUCCCCUGCGGUCCAUCGCAUAAGGUGAAACGGAAUAAAGAGUCGAGCUCGGCGACGGCGGCGAGGGACUCGUGAGGUUAUUCGAGCAGAAGACAUCGCCCGCGCAGCAUGUUCACUGUUCCCGCUUUUCUGCUGCUGCUGCCGCUCUGCCUGGGGCUGGUGGCGGCCGACACUCCGUCUAACUGCACUUACGAGGACAUCCGGGGCUGGUGGACCUUCGUGGAAGGACCACGUACUGGCACGAAAGACGUUCGAUGCGACAACUGGAAGUCAGAAGUCGCUGGUGGCGAGACCAGAAAAGUGCGGCUGCUCCUUGAUUUCCCCAACUUGGUUACGGAUUCCGAUGGUAACGUUGGGACCUGGACCCUCAUCUACAAUCAGGGCUUCGAGGUGACUCUGCAAUACCGAAGGUACUUCGCCUUCUCAAACUACACGGACGACGGACACGGCAGGGUGGUCAGCUACUGUGGCAGCACCAAGGUGGGCUGGUCACACGACGUCCUUGGACACAACUGGGCCUGCUUCGAGGGUCGCAAGGAUGAUGGUCUGGGAGAGAAGCCGCUUCAAGUCGGCAGACAUGAAGAGCUCGGCGCCACCCGGGACCCCUACAACACCGAAGUGUUCGCGCAGCUCAUCAACGCAGCGCAGAACUCCUGGAAGGCUAAGGUUCACCCACAGUUCAAGGAGAAGACUCUGGACGAAAUGAUGAUGCUCCGCGGAGGACAUCGCAACAAGCACCUACGGAGUCCUGGUGCUGCCAAGGUGACCGAAGAACAGCGGCGAGAGGCCCAGGCCCUGCCCGAGGAGUUCGACUGGAGGAACGUGAGCGGCGUUAACUACGUGUCCCCUGUCCGGAACCAAGCGAGCUGCGGGAGCUGCUACAGCUUCGCCUCCAUGGCCAUGCUCGAGGCCCGGCUCCGCAUCGCCACCAAGAACAGGGUGCAGAAGAUAUUUUCGCCGCAAGACGUCGUCUCCUGCUCGCCCUACUCUCAGGGUUGCGAGGGCGGCUUCCCGUACCUGAUCGGAGGCAAAUACGGCCAGGACUUUGGGGUCGUCGAGGAAAGCUGCAACCCGUACCAGGGCUCAGACGGGCCCUGCAAGACCAACACGACGUGUCCCAGGCAUUACGUCGGCAACUACCGCUACGUUGGCGGCUAUUACGGAGGCUGCAACGAAGAGCUGAUGCGCCUGGCCCUUGUCCACGGUGGUCCCGUGGCCGUGGGCUUUGAGGUGUACCCUGACUUCCAGAUGUACCAGGGCGGCGUGUACCGGCACACGGGCGUUCACCGCAGCCUGAACCUGGGCUCGCCUUUCGAUCCCUUCGAGCUGACCAACCAUGCCGUGCUCGUGACCGGCUACGGGGUGGACAAGGAAACGGGUCUCAAGUACUGGAGUGUCAAGAACUCGUGGGGCCCCGGCUGGGGCGAGAACGGCUACUUCCGCAUCCUUCGCGGCACCGAUGAGUGCGGGAUCGAGAGUCUCGCCGUCGAGGCCAGCCCGAUCCCGUAAACGGAGCUCGGGCCUGCCAUAUCAUUGUCGCCGGGUAGAAGUCAUCGUCGAGGGUGAUGCGUGUAAUGUAAUGCCCUCACCAGAGGAACGUUAAGGAUCAAAUAAAUGAAAUGAAAUGUAAUAAGUUUGAACAAGGUGA